AUACAGAAGCUAGACUACAAUAUUAUAACUCAAAGAAAGACGAAACUAGUUUGCUAUGAGAAGGACACACGCGCGCUAUACACUUUUGGUUUUCAAUUGUGUCUUAAUAAUUCGUUAUUUUGUAAGUUGAUUUCGAUUGAUAUUUUCUUAAUAGGCUGGCAAUAUUCGACUAGAAAUGAUUUAACACUCGUUCGGCUGUGUUAUUGAAUAAAUACACAAAUAAAUAACAUUCAAUAAAUUUAUUAAAUUGACACUUUGUUUCUCUUCCCAAAUGAUGUAACUGUGAGUGAUAAUAGUGACAGUGUUGAUUAAUUAACUUCCACCACAUCUUUUAAAGUAUGGUCAAGAUUUGUAAAGAAAAAAAACAGUCAUUUAUUUAAAAUCAAUGAUACCACAAAAAUUUAAUUGUCACAAAAAUCAACAAAGUAACGUUGAAUUAGGAAAGAAAUAAAUUUUAUUAUCUUAAGUGUUAAAAUAUUACAAAGUGAUGAAUUCAAUAUUUGCUGUGAAUUUCCGUUGUAUGAUUUUUGUUUUAUGUAGCUAUCAUUGGAUUGAGGUAUUUUUACUUGAUUCAACAAUGAUCAUGAAAUAUUUAUAAUAUAGUCAUAUGAGUUGAUGACUCGUACAUGAAAACUAUUUUUUGUGUUUUUUUAUUCUUCAUGGUGCAUCAGUAAUUUGUAAGAUAAAGAAGUAGGGACUCAAGAAACCAUAGAAAGUGUGCAAGAAAAUUUCAUUGUCCUCAACGAAUAUUCAAGAAUUAUGGUUGGUGGCUAGUAAAUAAUUUUACAUGUAUUUCGAAUAAAAACAAUAAUUAAAUGAGGACCUAUUUGUAUCAGUGUAGAAAAACUAUUGCCGUCGAUGGCAUGCAAAAAUAUUAAAUAAACAAUUUAAAUUUCACGUUUAUUAGUUGACGGUAAUGAGGUGGUUAGACGAUGAUGCUUCUUCUUGGCCAUCAUCUCCAAGUGUUUUCAACAUCGUUCUAUUUACAGUUAGAUACACAAUUUUAUAUAAAAUUAAAGGAGGAAAAAGAAAAUUUAAAAGAUUUUUUAUUCCAAUUAGCACUAAUCAUUGUAAAAAACGUAUUGACAAUAGGAAAAAAAUUGUGCAGAGCUGGCGACGAAGAACACAAAGGUGACUCUUCGUCGAAAUGCUUGGAAUACACUUCUUGAAAGUACGAGAAUCGAAUACAAACGACGAGCAGCAGUUUAGUUAUAAUCCGCUCGUCAUCAAACACGAGAAAUUUUUGAAAAAAACUUGCACUCUAUAUUUGGAUUUUUCUACACUGAUUAUAUUGUUCUUAACUCCGUUAAUGUUAUUUUCUCAUUUUGCACUUGGACAUCAAGAAAAUCAUUUUCGUCGUAUUUGUCCUGGAUGUCCCCAUCAACACAUUCAUAAUAUUCUACGAAAAGAAAUUAGCCCGAGUCCUGAUGAUUUACGAUUAGAAGCAAUUAAGCACCAAAUUCUGACGAAACUUGGACUGAGAAACCGUCCAGAUGUAAAUAAGACUAUGACUCAAGUACCUCGACAUCUUGCUUUGGAAACACUGUAUCGAGCUGAAGCUCAUCCGAAUGAAAAUUUGGGUGAACGUAAUACCUAUUUUGAAAAAGAUCAUCGCAAAGAUGGCAUCAGUGAUUUUUUUUUCACAAGUUAUAAAUAUUCCUAUGAAAAUAGGGAAUCCGAAGAAUUAAUGACUCAAAAAAUUAUGUCAACUGAAAGUCUUGAAAAAAUUGAAAAUGACGGUCGUCAUCGAAGUACAGAAAUUGAAAUAGAUGAUUUUUAUGCAAGAACAUCGGAAAUAAUCACCUUUGCUGAACCUGGAAAAUCAUUAAACAAUCAACCCCUUUUGGAAUUUCCAAUGACAAGUAGUGAACCAACCUUAGAACCAUUGAGAAUCAAAAGAGCGACAUUAUGGGUGAAGGUUUUUAUGAAUCAUCUCCAUUAUCAUCAAAUUUAUCAGUGGCAGCGGUAUCAGAAAAACAUCACAUUAUGGGUAUUCAAAGUUCAUUGUGGAAAUUCAACUCAUUUACGUGGAAAGGAGUUAAGUGAUUACUUAGAAAUGGUAACAUCUGUAGAAGUAAAUGUGGGUCAAUUCGGCUGGCAAAAAUUCGAUGUGACCAAUGUCGUCAAUAGUUGGUAUUUAUUACACAAGAUCGCACAAGAAAAAUUGACACUACUUGUGGACUGUACGGGUUGUGGGACACAAGUACACAUAUCUACUUUUAGUGAGCAAACUCAACGUAGUGUUGAUUCAUCGAUCAAAUCAAAAGAUGCUGAGAAUUCAAAUCGACCAUUCCUUGUUGUUCUUACGGAUCCAGCAGCCGUAAAAAGAGUCCGAAGACGAGCAAUAGAAUGCAGCGGGGCAUUAAAAGGACAAUGUUGCAAACAACGAUUUUAUGUGAGUUUUUCUCAACUUGGAUGGGAUGAUUGGAUCAUUGCUCCGCAAGGGUACUACGCAAAUUAUUGCCGAGGCGAUUGUGCAGCUGGUCAUCGAACACCUGAUACCUUUCUUAACUAUUAUACACAUGUCAUAGAAGAAUAUAGAAAAAUGGAUAAAUUAGCGGGUAUGCAGCCUUGUUGUGCGCCUCUAAAAUUCUCUCCGAUGUCUUUAAUAUACUAUGGACCGGAUUCAAAUAUCAUCAAAAGAGAUUUGCCAAAAAUGAUUGUAGAUGAAUGCGGUUGUCCUUAAUAAUGGUAUACAUAAAAAUAAAUUAUAAUGAUAAAUUUAUUAAGAUCGACAUUAUCAAUCGAAUAUUAAAAGUGCAAUUGAAAUAAUUCAUAUUAGUAAAAAUUUAAAUACGUGUGUUUUUAUCCGAGAGUUUUGGAUUUCUUAGUCCUUUUUGAGUUCUAUCAGUAAAUUGUUUAGGUUAAGGUUAUUGCUGAUGUUCUGAAACUUCAAUAUUUACGAAUUUUGUAAUUGUUUGAAGAACUACAUAUUGACAGAAUUUUACAUUUGUUUGUAGAUAUAAAUAGUCUAUGAAAUCAUAAUUCAUGUAACUGUUGAUAGAAGAAUAAUCAAAUUUGUGAUAAUACGUAUAACGUGAUUUAAGGAGCAUUGUAUAAGUAUGAUCGAAAAUAUAAGUUCAGUUUGGCUGAUCGAGCAGUAAGUAAAACGAAUAUUGUAUAAUUAAAUCAAGAGGGAUUGAUUGACAUAAAAAAUAGGAAUCAUAAGUAGGUAAAGGAAACUGAGCAAAAAUUUUCAACAGAUUUGUAUUUUUGGCUUGAAAUAUUUUUCGCUUACGAACAAAAAACCAAAUGAAACAUCCUUAUUGCAUUCUAAUGAAUGAAGGGAAUCAAUUGUAGAAUUCAGAUACGAUGCCAGUAAGUAUCAACUGGUCUGACAGGAAUAUACAAUUUUAUUAAAUAGUUUACUAAAAGUUUUUGCGCUUAAUGCAUAUGUAGACAAUUGCAACAAGAAUCGUUUCUAAGUUUAAAUUGCAAUAGUUCAACUGAAAAUGAGGUCUUUGAAAAACAGAGAAAAAAAAACAAUUUUCGCACACUAACAAUAUUUCGGUAAAUGAGAAAUGCAACUUAUAGUUGUAUAUAUUUCUCAUCCAUUUAAUUUUUGAUUGAAUUGUUGAACUGUUAGCAGCAAAUCUGAUUCAUUAUAUAUAAUAAUACUUGUAACGGAGUCGAGCACUUUUUUAUUGUUAAGCAUUGAACAAUUUAGCUUCAAUUUCUAGGUAUAAACUAUAGUACGACUCUUUAUUUUUAUAUAUACGCGAAAAAUGAAAAAAAAAGACAACCAUCAUAGUCGGAAAUUGAAUGUAUAUCUCUUUCUAUGAUCAAAAUAAUAAUUGUUCAAACAUUAGUUUUCAAGCUAUAUUUAUGACAUACAUAGUAUUUGUUUUUUUGACUUGACGAAUAAUAUCUAAGAAUAAUAAAAAACUCGAUUUACCAACUUUAUUUUAUAAACGUCAAUGGAAACUUACAAUUCGAAUUAUUGUGUAUACUGAGAACAUGAGCAUUAUAUUCUUUCGUUUUUUUAAUAAUAGAGGUGAACUUUGAAAAAGAGUCUUAAUGCACGAUGUUGCAUUCUCUGAAGAUGACGUUAAAAUUGAUCGAAAACCCUGCAGACAUUAAAAAAAAUUACUUGAUCAAUUGUAAAGAAUAAUUAGAUAAUUUAAUUUCGAAAACGUAUAAAAAUACAUAAAUUGAUCUAUUUAAAUAAUUGCUUGUAAAUAGUAUAAAUAAGAUUCAUUCUUAACUUUUAAAUCUCUAUAAUUAAACGAAUGUUCAAAUGCCUUGUCAAGAAGUAUAUUAUAAGAGUAUGUGAUGAAUCUAAUAUGAAUUAUUGUCCAGAAAUGAAUGGAAGUAUGUAUAUUUAUAUCUAAACAUUCAUGUAUAUAAAUAUAAUUUAUAAGAGGGAGCAAGAAUAUUAGUAUCAGAGUAUUAAGAAAAAACCAUCGGAAUAUUAAACAUUUUAUACACAGUUCUCGAAAAAAAUCAAUAUAAAAUAAAGUAGAAAUGGAUUUCGAUAUUCUAAAAACAACAGAGAUGAGGCAUCCAAAAAAUUCUGAACAUUUUAUAAACAUUAUGCGUCGAGAAGAAAAAUAUUCUAAAACUGUAAGUCGUCUCUCAGUAUUAAAUUGCUCACUUUAUAAUUAAAUUCAAUUGCAACAUGAGAAUGUAGAAAAUUGUGAAUUGAUAAGCUGACAAUAAUUGAGUCAUGUGUAACUAGUAUAAUAACUUUUGUAUGGAAAUUAGUUUGGAUGAGGAAAUCAUGGAAAAAUUUUGAUCGUUUUGAAAUAAUAAAUUGAAGAAAUCGGCUGUUCGAUUGAGGAUCUGAAUGCUAAUUUCGUCCAUUUCUUGUUACAUCCAGAAGAGAAUUUAUUGAUAGCAAGUACUCAAAUUGUUAAACUUAUAACAUUCUUCUCCAUUGUGAUGAAAAAUUGUUCGAUUACAUUGUAACGUUGAUAAAUUUUGUGGAUGGAGUAAUCCGAUGAAGCCUUACUAGGCCUUAUUAAUGUUAUUAUCAUAUACUUAUAUUAAUAUUAAUGAUAUAUAAAAGAAACCUUUCUAUAUCCUUAAUUAAUCAUUACUUUCUCUAAACAUUAGCAUAUAUAUAUACGAACCAAAUAUUGAAAAAUCAACGGUAGCACAUAAAUAGAUUAAAUUUUUCAACUCACAUAGUAAGUAUGAGGAUUGAUUUUUUACGAUUGUAGGAUUUUUAUAUAGUCCAUAAAGAAAAACUAUUAUGAAAGUACAAUUCAAGAAGUUACAGAAAAUAGAAGUUGAUUUUUCCAUUCAUGACAUACAAAACAUUUAAUUAACGUACAUUCACAAUGUGACCACAUGCAUCUUUUUUAUCGAGAAUUCUUAAGAACUGUACUCACAUAUAUAUAAAUCUAAUCAGAGUGUCAUUUGGGGAUAUUUAUUAGAUAAAAUUUAUUAUUUGGGGGCAUUUGUAUAGUUUGAGGACAGUCUCAAAAAAAAUCAUGUAUCCAACGUAUUGUUUGAGUCACUGGUGAAUAUAUAUACAUAUAAGGUAUCAUUCGACGACAUGACAU
Molecule: messenger RNA, 5507 nt
Organism: Chelonus insularis
Lineage: Eukaryota; Metazoa; Arthropoda; Insecta; Hymenoptera; Braconidae
Gene: Actbeta
Product: Activin-beta
Exons: 5
Coding region: 1148-2686 (512 amino acids)
Cellular component (GO): extracellular region
Molecular function (GO): growth factor activity; cytokine activity
Source: RefSeq, a predicted model, not a curated record